AUGUCAAAGGUGACUCUUAUGUCUUCUGAUAAUGAAAGUUUUAUUGUUGAUAAAAUUGUUGCAGAAAGAUCUAUUCUAAUAAAAAAUAUGCUUGAGGAUGUUGGAGAAUCGGAUUUACCUAUUCCAUUACCAAACGUAACAUCAAACGUUUUAAGAAAAGUCCUUGAAUGGUGUGAACAUCAUCGUGGAGAUCCUCUUUCAUCAACAGACGAUGAUUUGGAUUUAUCUAUGCAUCGUUUGAAAAAAUCUACAGAGAUUGAUGAAUGGGAUCAAAAGUUUAUGCAAGUCGACCAAGAAAUGCUUUUUGAGAUUAUUUUAGCCAGUAAUUAUCUUGAUAUUAAGCCUCUUCUUGAUAUUGGAUGCAAAACUGUUGCAAACAUGAUUAAAAACAAGACUCCAGAAGAAAUUCGUAAAACGUUCAAUAUUGUAAAUGAUUUUACUCCAGAAGAAGAAGAAAUUAUAAGAAAAGAGAAUGAAUGGGCUGAGGAUCGUUAA
Molecule: messenger RNA, 495 nt
Organism: Pneumocystis murina B123
Lineage: Eukaryota; Fungi; Ascomycota; Pneumocystomycetes; Pneumocystales; Pneumocystaceae
Product: E3 ubiquitin ligase complex SCF subunit scon-3
Exons: 6
Coding region: 1-495 (164 amino acids)
Biological process (GO): SCF-dependent proteasomal ubiquitin-dependent protein catabolic process; mitotic cell cycle
Cellular component (GO): cytoplasm; nucleus
Molecular function (GO): cullin family protein binding
Source: RefSeq, a predicted model, not a curated record